Acanthocheilonema viteae is the source of this 282-nucleotide messenger RNA. NCBI's taxonomy places the organism in Eukaryota, Metazoa, Nematoda, Chromadorea, Rhabditida, Onchocercidae. The record is from the annotation of a GenBank genome assembly.
AAAGAAGAAUUACCUAUAACUAAUAUCAUAUGUGGUCCAAAUGGACGUGUAGCAUUUCUCUUUGCUGAUCGUUAUCACGAUACAUGGUGCUCACAUAACGGUAUCAUUAUAUUUUGGCAACGUCGUAUAAUUGAUCAUUUGGUGCUUUCCAGUUGUCCAACAACUCUUCGAUAUGGUCCUCAAGGUUUGAUAGCAGUAGGUUUGAUAACAGGUCAUAUUUUGAUUAUUCUAAAUGGUGAAAUUAUAUCAACAAAUGAGGUAAAUAAAUUGUAUGAAUUGUGA